Messenger RNA from Condylostylus longicornis, 1465 nucleotides. RefSeq lists its product as uncharacterized. Lineage: Eukaryota; Metazoa; Arthropoda; Insecta; Diptera; Dolichopodidae. The record is from RefSeq and is a predicted model, not a curated record. Bases 842 to 1465 code for a protein of 207 amino acids. The transcript has 2 exons.
GAAAAACCUUACGAAUGUCAAACAUGUUUUGCAAGCAAUCAUAAUGUUUUGGAUUGAAAAAAUUUCACAUGGUCAACAGUAUUCUAUUUGUGAUAAAAGGUAGAAAUCCAUGAAGAUUACAAAUUUCAAAACAUUUUGGGAUAAUUUAGAAAUAUUUUCAACACCUGAACAUGGAGAGAGGGUUUGUGUAUUAAGAUUAAGGAACGGUGAAUCAGUAUCAGAUUCACAAAGAAAAAUUAUGGAGAGACUGAACUGGCGACAUGUAAAAAUUGAGGUUUCUGGUGGGGAUAUAAUUGUGUCGGGUGAAAUACAUUAUGCCUUGCAUGAAUCCAGUGUUCGUAAUAAACCAAAAUCUUCUGCAAAUAAUUGUCCAUUUGAAAACGAUUGAGAAGUUAUUGAACGCAAUAUUUCAAAUAUAUUUCCCGAUGAAUUAAGCAAUAAAUAUUUAUUAUCAGAAUCUAGGAGAGUGAAUGUUUUUGAAGAGAAAGAAAAUCAAAAUAAAAAGUCUAUAUUUAGACAAAAACUUGAAGAAGGUAUAUCGCAUAUUUCCUCUAUAGAGAAUAUAUAUAAUGAAAAAAAUAAUAAAACGAAAAUUGGGGAGUUAUUAUGAAAACUAAGAAAAGCUCUCGAAAAAUUCAAUGAGCAAAAUAUGGAUUAUAUGGAAGGUUUUCAAAAAGAGACAGAAUUAUAUUUAUCAAAAUUUUUGUACAUGUGUAAAAUAAUAAACCAAAUUAAGUACCUUCAUGCAAAGGAAAUCAAUAAAUAAAAACAAACAAGUAAAAUCAAUAUCAUUUGACUAUCAAUUUUCGAGGUGUUAACAUCGUUAAAAUAAUAAAACAAGAUGCAUGCAAGUAUUUAUUUAAUUUCAUAUUUAUUUUUGGCUAUCACUGGUGCAGCACCUACGCCGAAUAUAAGAUUAGAUGAGUCAGCUUACGGAAGUACUGAUUUCAAUAUAGUUCUACCUAAUAAUGAAACUAUAAAGGUAAAUCUAUCGGUACAAUUCCUCAAGCAUGUAGCUGAAUCUGGAGCAACAAUAGCAACAACAACAACAAAAACAACAACAACAAUUAAUAUAUCUUCUGAUUCAGAUAAUUCUUUGAAAGCUGACUCAGUUCCUCAAUUUGUAUCAGUAGAAGAAGCAAUCCAAACAUUUAAAAACGAUUUAAUUGCAAAAGAAGUCGCUAUCGGUGGAAUAAUACAAAGUGCACAAGUCUUCUACAGACAUUUCAGAUUGGAAUAUGGUGAAGGUGAAGAUAUUAAAAUACGAUGUUCCUAUGAUUCCAACUUUCAAGAAAAAACUUUAAAAAUUGAUUGUCAAGAGAAUAUCGUAACUUCUGCUAAAAGACUUACAAGCAGUGGUGAGUUAGAGACAUAUAUCGCUUUCAAUACUGAUUAUCAAUGCUCAGCAGAUACAAUAUUAGAUUUACGAAAGAUAAAGCAAACCUAUCAUAUGGAAAUAUCUUAA